Medicago truncatula (barrel medic) is the source of this 836-nucleotide messenger RNA. Its product is annotated as transcription factor PRE6. The coding region runs from base 321 to 602 and encodes 93 amino acids. Gene Ontology annotation, biological process: regulation of DNA-templated transcription; regulation of growth. Gene Ontology annotation, molecular function: protein dimerization activity. The transcript is spliced from 2 exons. The record is from RefSeq and is a predicted model, not a curated record. Lineage: Eukaryota; Viridiplantae; Streptophyta; Magnoliopsida; Fabales; Fabaceae.
ACCUUUUCCAAAGCAAAUUGGCCAAAUGUUUUCUUCCCUUCCAACAUUGUUGUCUACCUUACUGUACUCUCUCUAUUGUGGUCCAUCCUUUUCCUUCCUUAUAUCUCUUUCACCCCUUUCUCCAUUUUUGCAUACCAUAUAUCAUAUCUUACACUUCUUUUUCUAGUCCUUCCAUUCUCCUUCCACUAUAUAUAUAGCUUGUGUCGUCUCAAUCCUCUAUAUAUAGCUAUUACAUAUGUUAUAGCUAGGAACAAUAAUUAAAGUACUUGCACUUUGAAGAACCCAUUACACUAAUUUAGACAACUAGCUUAAUUAAGGAUAUGUCUAGUCGAAGGUCAAGGCAACAAUCAGGAGGGUCUACUCGGAUCUCUGAUGACCAAAUCAUCGACCUUGUUUGCAAAUUGCGCCAACUUGUUCCUGAGAUUCGUAAUAGGCGCUCUGACAAGGUACCAGCUUCUAAGGUCCUACAAGAAACCUGCAACUAUAUCAGAAACUUACAAAGAGAGGUUGAUGAUUUAAGCCUGAGAUUGUCUCAGUUGUUGGCCACAAUUGAUUCUGAUAGUGCUGAAGCUUCAAUCAUUAGGAGCUUACUUAACCAAUGAUGAAUUAAUUAGUUUCUUAAUUAAAGUACGAUUUUAAUUUUCAAUAAGAAGUUAGUAUUUGCUACCUAUAAUAUGUGCCUCUUUUUGAAGGCCAAAAAUGUAGCACUUGUUUGAUUUAUUAAUGUUCUCAAUUUUGUGAUAGUGUAAUGACUUCAGUUGGCUAGAGGUUUAAGAUCAGAUUAGAUUUGUAAGUCAUACAUAUUAUCUAUUAAGUUAAUUUGUUUUUGAGUUUAA